AUGAUGGCGUCGGAGGACGCGUUACACUUUCAAGAUGCCAAAUCUCCCGCGCUGUGGCACGUCCGUCGGUCACGGACAAACCGGAUUAAGACAGCUGGCUUGUCAGUGAUCGCAUUGUUCUUCUUAUUUUGUAUGCUACAGUAUUCUUCAACACGAAUCGAACCGGACUUUUGGACCAAGUUUCCCUCGCGCCAUCCUUUCCCUGGGCGUCCAGAAGAUGCCCAGGUCAUUCUCCCUCCGCGCACUGAUAUCAAUGUCAACGAUACCCUCCCACACGAUCUGGACAAGCCAAAUCCGCGCCUGCAUGUCCUAGUCCCAGCCUCGCAUGGCUCGCGCGGAGUCUGCCGAACAAUCACGUCAGCCAUGAUUCUUGGAUACCCGCCGCCCACAUUAGUCGGUUACGGGGAUGAUUCUCCAGGAGCGACCGAGGCCGAGCGCAUGGUGGACCGGAUCACCCGAGCGCGCAACUACCUCCGAGACAGCAAGACCGUGCAUGAUCGCGACUUUGUGCUGAUGGUCGAUGGCGCAGACAGCUUCUUCCAAUUGCCACCGAAGGUCCUAGUGGAGCGGUUCCAGUCUAUAAUAAAGGCGAACAACCGAAAGCUGCAGAAGAAGUUCGGGUUCGCACAAGUAGAGGGCCAAGAGGCUGGGGCUGCGCCUGAGAUGGUACAGAAAUACACCCAGCGCGUUCUUUUUGGUGCGAGUAAGCUGUGCUUCCCCGGGUUGCUAAACGACCCCGGUUGCGCAUCUGUCCCCGAAUCAUCUCUACCUCCGGAUGUAUAUGGCUGGAAGACUGAUGUCUAUCCGGAUGGAUCUCUGAACAGACCCCGGUGGCUGAACCCUGGAGCGGUAAUUGGUCAGGCUGCAGAUCUGCGCCUGAUCUACGAUGAGGUCUUGCGGCAAGUUGAGCUGCGCUCGAACAAGUCUGCAGAUUACCAGGCCCUGACACAGAUUUACGGACGACAGGAGGUCAUCAGAGAACUGGAGCGGCGACGAACAGCCAAUGACUUCAAAGAGCUGCUCUACCGGAUGGUGGGCAUCUCAGAUGCAGCAAACAUCAGCGGAAUGAGUCUCCGGCUGGAGACAGGUCACCGCUACGAAUUCGGCAUUGGUGUCGACUUCGAAUCACAACUUUUCUUCAACCAGAUCGUGUCCCGCAAGGAUGUCGAGUGGGUCAAGUACGGCAACGUCACCAAAAUGUCCGCGCUGCAGAUGCAACACGGCGUCCCGCGUGAACACCGCCUCCUCCUACCACAGGAUAUUGCCACUCUCCCUAACCCAUUCGUCCAAUCCCGCUUCGCAAAAGAAUCAACCCAGAGACCGGUGUGGAAUGCCACGCUGGACAAGCUUCCGAACCCGCGAGAGCGCACCUGGCACAACAUCUCGCUAAUGACCAAUGUCCACUCUGCCUCGGUGCCGGUACUCGCCCAUCUCAACGGCGACCCCAAGCUCCGCAACACCUGGUGGGAGAAUAUGUGGUUUUUCCCAUGGGGACGCGCCCUACUGCGCAAAUAUGUCCGUGACUCGCACGGGUUCGACGCGGCACAGUCGUCACUGCUGGGCGGACAGGACUGGUUGGAGGUGCGCGGAGGUCGAGGUGGGAUCUGGACCGAUCACGAGAACUGGAUCACUCUCUCUGAAGUCUGCAAUGGUCAAGAAAGAGAUCUCUUUGAUGAUGACCUCGGCCUCUGGGGUAAAGAAACUUAUGACCCAGAUGAUCCGGUUUAUAACCAAUACGGAAGUCUGAUUGCUGGCAAGGAAGAGAAACCCGCCAACAACGAGGAGAAAUUCGACAAAUUCGACAUCUUCGACUAA
Molecule: messenger RNA, 1815 nt
Organism: Penicillium robsamsonii
Lineage: Eukaryota; Fungi; Ascomycota; Eurotiomycetes; Eurotiales; Aspergillaceae
Product: glycosyltransferase domain-containing protein
Exons: 2
Coding region: 1-1815 (604 amino acids)
Source: RefSeq, a predicted model, not a curated record